Clonostachys byssicola is the source of this 792-nucleotide messenger RNA. Lineage: Eukaryota; Fungi; Ascomycota; Sordariomycetes; Hypocreales; Bionectriaceae. The record is from the annotation of a GenBank genome assembly.
AUGGAUCUUCCGAUCGCAAACUGUACCAUUCUCUGGCGGGUUGCACAAAAGGUUUCCAUGGAAAAGGCCACUGAAGAAUGGAGAAAGGCAUUCUCGAAAGCUGGCGCAAGCUAUGAUGGUAAAGUCGAUGAAAAAGGACGAAUCAAGAUUAUUGAGGAAGCAUUCCGCAUUCUCGUCCGAUGCAUUGAUUCCGCACAGCAUACCACGACCACUCCAUUGACUGCAAUGCAACACCAACUGGGCGCCACUGCCGCGCCGCAUGACGUGAACGACAUCGAAUCCGCCGCAGCUCGAAUCCCCGAACCAGCCAAGAUGACUCUCAAGUCCCUCACCGUCAAGAACAUUGUUGAUGAAUUCUCGAGCAUGGAGGCCACAGAUCAUUUAGCCCAACUCGUCACUGGAGUAGAGGAAGCCAUUUCCAGACGGGACAAGUUCAUCGUCGAUCAGCUACACAAGGAGGACGCCAAAAUCAACAAGGAGCUUUCCGGACUCCUCAAGGAAAAAAGGCGACAUGAAAAGGCGGAAGAAGUCCGUCUUGGGAUUAAGAAGCUUGGAAGCUGCCUCGACGUCCUCGAUGACGAUGACGAACCUCUGCUACUUCACAGUGGCGCAAGGCGAGCUCUGAAUACGCUCGAGGAGGAAAUCAAGAAAUUACCCACGAAACGGCCCAGGGACUGUGAAUCGGAGUCAGCAGCCCUCAGAGCAAAACAAAAGCGGAUCAAGACACAAGUUGGGCUUCUCGCGCAGACAGAACUUACCGUUUCUGCCUCGGAACACCUCAAAAUUUAUUAG